Molecule: messenger RNA, 879 nt
Organism: Aureobasidium melanogenum CBS 110374
Lineage: Eukaryota; Fungi; Ascomycota; Dothideomycetes; Dothideales; Saccotheciaceae
Exons: 2
Coding region: 1-879 (292 amino acids)
Biological process (GO): translation
Cellular component (GO): ribosome; mitochondrion
Molecular function (GO): structural constituent of ribosome
Source: RefSeq, a predicted model, not a curated record
AUGUCUCUGACCAUGCGACCUACCCUUCUACCGCAAUGCACAUCAUGCCUACGACGCAUCAGCAGCCUGGGCCUACAAGAAUGGCGUAGCGGACACCAAGUUCGCGGCAAGAAAAAGAUGGCACACGCUCCUACCACCGUCACAGUUCGACUCACCAAGGAUGUGCCGACUUUUGGUCGCAAGGGCACCUACGUUCCCAUUUCCAUUGGCCGUAUGCGCAACGAAUUCUUCCCGACAAGGACAGCCGAAUAUGUGACACCUGCGCAAUUGAAGGAGAUGAAGGCAAAGAACAUCACGGCCGAACGAGACUUCCAAUUCGGCGUGCCCGAUCCGGCUGCGGUCAAGGCCAUUGAGCAGCAAUCGCAGCGCUCAGCCACACGCACUGUUGAAGUUGAAAAGUUAGCGCCCAAGCGCUCAAUCGAACUUCUUUCCAUGCUUCUUCCUCCAGUCAUGGACUUCCGACGCAGGCCUCAGGAACCUGUUGCUCCUGUCCCCGAAACACCAGCCGCCCCUGUCAAGAAGGAACGAGGCUUCUCUAGCGCCGCUGCAGACCUCCUCGCAGCACAAGCUGCUCCCACUACAUCUUCUUCCAGCUCUGCAACACCAAUCUUCGGUACUGUCUCCAAUGCCGACGUGGUCAGCAGAAUCACCCAUCUUCUUUCCGAGAACCAAGAAGCCUCGCGAAUCGUCCUGAGUGCAGAAGAUGUUAAGUUUGUCAACCUCUCAACGCAAACAACUGCCGAGGCCGACAAGAUCAGACACCUGGGAGAAUACAAGGUCGAGGUUAGAGUAAAAGGAGGAGAAACACCCGUCGAGAGACUCGUCCGCGUAGUACCCAUCGAGACUGAGAGUGCCACUCUUCAGUCCAGCAGCUCUUAA